AUGGAGGAGCACGCAACCCAUAACGGACAGCAGUCACAAUCACAGUCGCAGCCAAGUAGAGCGUCGCACCAGCAAGUUGCGCCUUCUCAGAGACGCUUCGAAGGGAUGCCUGCCACCGACCUACACGUCUCACCGGGCUCACCCAUGAUCAACCCGGAAUCAUGGGUGGAACUGUCCUCGCAACCGUCGUCCUCCUCGUUGUCUAGUAUUGGCGACGAGAUCGUCACAACCGGUUUGCGAGUCGGCGCGCCUUACCUGCGACGUCGUCGACUCCUCGCAUCGGCCCGAUCUCUCCCCCAGCAGCCGACGGCAAUCCAUAGCAACGAUACGAGCAGCCAGGAGGAAUAUGAGGAAACGGAAAGCGAGGACGAUCCCCUCAUGAUCAGUUCUGGCGAGAGAACGCGGUCCUCCCCGGAGGUUAUUGGAUCUCCCCGGGAUGAUUCCUCAGACAGCGAGUCGGAUGGCGACGACGCAACUGCGUUAGGCAGGGCACCGGAUCGCCCAGCAUUCCGCCCACAGCCAAACGCAUUCUCCCACCCUCAGAGAAGCAACUCGACCAGCACCGCCAUUCCACCCCACACGCACAAUGAAUUUACGCGGCCGUCCUUCUCCCAGCGAUCCCAGACAAGGGCUUCUCAAAGGCUGAACUUCAUGUCUCCCUCGCGCGAGGAUAACGAUGCCGCGCUUCGGGCCUCAUUGACUACGCUCUUGUCGUGUGCAGCCGCAGCGCGCGGCGCUUCAAAGGCAAAGGAGGAGCUGGAGACGCCGCGAACAGCAGGCACUGGUGUCGGCCCCAGCAACCAGCCCAUGGACCUUCGUUUUGUCCCGGAGUCCGAGCUUGACCGGGCGCAAAUGGAGGAUGUACAGCCCGGUGUCGCCCCUCCGCUGAAGCCAGUACCUGGUGCAAGAUCCUCCUCGAGGACAGGGGGUACCAAGACAAAGCGAAGUACAUCUGCCGGGCAGGGGCCGCGAACGAGCAGAAAGAAGAAGGUUAUGGUGGGUGAAGACGCCUUAAUUUCGCCUACGCUCAUGACGUGGGUUGUCAGUGCUGGCGUUGUCGUCCUUGUUUCGGUGGUUGGCUUCGGAGUCGGCUAUGUGACCGGAAGAGAAGUUGGGCGCCAGGAGGCCUUGGCUGCCGGCAUGAGCACGGCCAACGAUACUUCAUCAUGCGGCCAGGAAAUGAUGCGCAGCUCCUCGGGCGGUCUGAGGAGAUUAAAAUGGGGGGCUGUGGGCAAAAGCCUCGUUGCCUCCAGUUGA
Molecule: messenger RNA, 1257 nt
Organism: Clonostachys solani
Lineage: Eukaryota; Fungi; Ascomycota; Sordariomycetes; Hypocreales; Bionectriaceae
Source: the annotation of a GenBank genome assembly